Molecule: messenger RNA, 5028 nt
Organism: Ictalurus furcatus (blue catfish)
Lineage: Eukaryota; Metazoa; Chordata; Actinopteri; Siluriformes; Ictaluridae
Gene: wnt7bb
Product: wingless-type MMTV integration site family, member 7Bb
Exons: 4
Coding region: 3191-4252 (353 amino acids)
Biological process (GO): multicellular organism development; cell fate commitment; positive regulation of JNK cascade
Cellular component (GO): extracellular region
Molecular function (GO): cytokine activity; frizzled binding
Source: RefSeq, a predicted model, not a curated record
UUCAUACACCUGCCUUCGCCUACCUGCCGGCAGACGGAAAGAACGUAAGAUAUCGUCAGGACACCGAGAGCAGCAGCAGUCGAUACGCUUUGGAACCUGAUAUCCUCCACCUUCGGCAUUCCGCCGGGAGGGAGUAGAGGAGGAGAGAAAGUGCCGAAGAGGGAACUUGAGAAGCAGGUUCACCUGACUUGGAGAGUAGAAACACAACUCUGGUCCGCUUUUGAAACAAAGAGCGCGACGGAGGGAACGUAUAUAGCUUUAACCACGACAAGAGCUCGGGCUUCUCAAUUUGCCCUUGUGUGUGUGUGUGUGUGUGUGUGUGUGUGCGUGCGCGCGCGCGCGCGCGCUUGCUCGUGUGUGUGUGUGUGUGUGUGUGUUCUACUCCAAACAAAAGACUGCAUAGCAUCUAUUAGGUUUAUUUUAACUUUCACUAUGGGUGUCGGAUUCCCGAAGGCUUUAAAGGAACUCGGAGUACCUUGUCUGCCAGACAGAUACAGUUGCUGCCUCACCUGUAGCUACAAGCUGAAGUGAAGUGCCAAUGUGAGUGGAGUUUGUUGAGUUAAUGGCCCGGGCACAGCGCUUUUUAACACCAUGCCCAGAUCCCUAACACAGUGGAUGAUUAAAGUGGUGCUUUGUUUCGCCAUCGUUUAUUUGCGACUCGGGUGAGUUCCGCCUUUAUACAGUGAUCUGACGCCGCAUAUUUGGGUCAUAUUUAGGUUGUUUAUUAGGAAGUGUGCACAGGCAUACCGAUACAACAUAAACUAACCGCCGUAUAAUGCGCCUGAAUAUUACUCUGUUGACAUUGUGGCUAAAAUGCAGGUUGUUUCAGUGGCUCUAAGAACAAUUGAACACUUUAGUACUAAGCACCUGUAACCGGUAUUCGUACAUUUCUGAACUGCUUUGUAUAGUUGUCAGAAGCAUGUUUGGAUCAGCAUGUUAUGUGAAUGAUUUCCCUGCUGAGAGAAAGAAAGACUGAAAGAAAGAAAGAAAAAACCCUCAUAGAAAUUUUAAUCGUUUUAAUGGUUAUAUUGGGAAUUGUAUUGGUUUUAAUGGAAACUGUAAUGGUCCCUGUGGGUCUCUACUGGUAAUUUGUUGCCUUCUAUUGGUAGCAUGGCAUGUCCAGUCCAGUGCAGUGCAAAUGCCCUUUAUUGGUGGCAUGUUAUGUCUAGUGGAUACCAUUAAGGACCAGUAAUGGUUUUACUGGUUAGCUGAUGGUUUGUAAUGGUAUUUGUAGUGGAAACCCUUAGAAUUUCUGUGAUGGUUUUUAUUGUUUUGUUUUUUUUUUCCAGCAGGGCUGUACACGCUCUCUCUCUCUCUCUCUCUCUCUCUCGUGCUCACUUUUCCUAACCCUCAUUAAUAACGGCUGUAUUUCCACAUUCCUACACUCAAACGCUGUGCGUUUUGCAAUCACCUCACCUGUAGUUUCCAAGAUUGCAUGAUUGUAGGACACUGAGUUCCUUGGUAAAACAGUCCUAAUAACAAGGAAACUACACACGUUUGCUUUAUUUAUGAAUUUUAUUUUUUACAAGCAUGUGCUUGUUAUUAAUUGAGGUAUGCCAUAAUUACAUCCUACUUAAAAUACUCUGCUCUACACUAUAUGCAUGUGCAAAAGUGCAAAAGUUGUAGGCACCCUACAUUCUUUUGUAUUAUCUUUUCUUUUCUUUUCUUUUCUUUUUUUUUUUUUUUUAAACAUGUACAUGUCUUCUGCAUUAGUGUGUCAGUGAAAAAGACCCAACAUUCAUUCCACCCUAACUAAAUAAAUUCAUAAACAAACAAACAUAAACAAAUGUUGGGCUACAUAGGAAAGUUUUUGCAUGCCAUUAAAGAAAGGAGGAUAUUAAGUAACAGAGCCCUUUUCAUAUAACAUUGAGGAAGAGAUUGAGGCUGUCUGGAAUUACCUGCAGAAACAUAAGCAAGUGAGACAGUCAAAGUCUACAAAAGAGCUAUGGCAAGCUCUCCGAGAUGCUUGAAAUAACUUCCCAGCCAGUUUCCUUAUAAAACGACACCACAGUGAACCUAAAAGAACUGAGGCAAUUUUAAAAGGCGAAGGGUAGUCACAAUGAAAAUUGAUUUAAUUUCGUUUUUAUUAAUCACUAAUCAUUGUUAUACAGAAAGGUUUCCUUUAGUUAUGUUAAAAAAAAAAAAAAAAGCAUCAUUACUUCAUGGAUUUUCACAGCUGUAAACAACACACUUGGGAAUCUAUAUGAUCUAUUUCUGCAUCAUUAUUACUAGUGUAGUUAUCCAUAUGUACCUCAUCCGUGAAGUGAAUAAAGCCCUGUAUGAUGUCCAAUGUUUUAGCAGGUAAGUUAUGUGCAGAGAUGAGCAGAGCAAACCCCAUCAGAUAUCUGUGAUUUAUCUGGCCAAACCUGUUUGCUUCCCUCAGGCCCUCAGCAUUUAGUAAAGAACCCACCGCGACUGUAGCACUCUGCUGCCAUACGAGACAGCAGGUGAUGACAGACAGGCUUUCGGGUGCUUGUGCAGACAGAUAACUUCAUUCAGCCUGGAAGUAACAGUAGACUAUAGUCUGCAUCAGCUCCCAUACUGGAGACCCCCUACCCUGUUUCAUUUUUGUUUCUACCCCUAACAUUUAGUUAUCAAGUUAUCUUUAUGAGUCGGAUUUGGUGGGUUGGCAUGAACUUUAAACUGUAGGGUAAUGUUCGAACUGAGAAUCCAUGGCUUCAACUGAACCCUGCUUGUUUGCUGAGGUAGGGGCAUACCUGUUGAACAAUACUGACUGUAGCCAAAAUCAGAGUGAAGCUGAUGUCCACAGCAGGCAUCCACGAUCUAUUGAAACUGGACUCAGGGUUGCCCCUUUUGUCAGAAGUAAAGUGGGCGGACAGACGCGCAUCUACCCAAUGGCAGCCCCUGAAUCGAGAGAGAGAGAGAGAGAAAGAGAGAGAGAGAGAGAAAGAGAGAGAGAGACGCUCUUUUCCCCCUGCCAUCAGAAAAUCCUUAAAACCAUCACAUCGUUCCAGUUUGGCAACCACAUGGUAACAGCCUCGCCCGCGGAGACAUGACACACUCGCUCUCCGCGCUCGCUGCUGCUGCUGCUGCUGUUGCGCCGCGUAAAAAAGCUCGCUUUGUUCCACGAAGCAGCUCCAAAUUGAAGACGGACAGCUUUUAACGCUCGCCUCAAAGGAUACACAGAGAUCGCAUUUUUCUCUCCAGCGGCACUUCGCUCAAUGUCACGAUGAUCGUGUUCUCGUCGCGCACUGUGCUGCUGUCAGUCUACUACCCGCAGAUCUUCCUCAUCCUCACCAGCGGCAGCUACCUGGCCCUUUCCUCUGUGGUGGCCCUGGGUGCCAACAUCAUCUGCAAUAAGAUUCCAGGCCUGGCUCCACGCCAGCGGGCCAUCUGCCAAAGUCGUCCUGACGCCAUCAUUGUAAUAGGCGAGGGGGCUCAGCUGGGCAUCAAUGAGUGUCAGUACCAGUUCCGCUACGGUCGUUGGAAUUGCUCGGCCCUGGGAGAGCGUACUGUCUUUGGCCAGGAACUCCGAGUAGGCAGCAAGGAGGCUGCAUUCACCUAUGCCAUCACAGCUGCCGGUGUGGCCCAUGCGGUGACAGCGGCAUGUAGCCAAGGCAACAUGAGCCAUUGUGGCUGCGAUCGUGAGAAACAGGGCUACUACAACCAAGAGGAGGGCUGGAAGUGGGGAGGCUGCUCCGCUGACAUCAAACAUGGCAUCGAAUUCUCCCGGAGGUUUGUGGAUGCUCGGGAGAUUAAAAAAAACGCCCGCCGCCUGAUGAACCUGCACAACAAUGAAGCAGGAAGAAAGGUGCUAGAAGAGCGGAUGAAGCUGGAGUGUAAAUGCCAUGGUGUGUCGGGUUCUUGCACCACUAAGACAUGCUGGACCACCCUUCCAAAAUUUAGAGAAAUAGGCUACGUGCUGAAGGACAAAUACAAUAAAGCGGUCCAUGUGGAGGUAGUUCGAGCCAGUAGACUACGCCAGCCUACCUUCCUCAAGGUGAAGAAAAUGCAUGGCUAUCAAAAACCAGAGGAGACAGAUUUGGUCUACAUCGAGCGUUCACCUAACUAUUGCGAGGAGGACGCUAAGACAGGCAGCGUGGGGACGCAGGGACGUUUAUGUAACAGAACAUCGCCACAUACAGAUGGCUGCGACCUCAUGUGCUGUGGCCGAGGGUACAACACUCACCAGUACACCAAGGUGUGGCAGUGUAACUGCAAGUUUCAAUGGUGCUGCUUUGUCAAAUGCAACACCUGCAGUGAGAGGACGGAGGUGUUCACCUGCAAAUGAAAACGAGGACAGGUGAGCUGAGACGAGGACGUAUACGAACAGUUUGGGUGGAAGACUUGCUGACUAAGAGAGAUAUUAUUUUUUAAAUAUAUAAAAAAUAUCAGAAACCGAAUGGGAAUUUUACAGUCUUCAGCUGUUCACAGCAUCGUUUUGCACAGCAGAAUGUUUAUAUUUGCUUUCCCGUAGAGGUUAAGUGCUAACCUCAGUAGGUACCAGUCCAGCUUUUUAAUGAGUUUAAUAAACUACCAAAAGCUCAUGCACUGAUGUAUCCAUACAGACUCAAGAAAAAGGACUGCCUGAUGCAUGCCAUGCCCUGGACUACGCAUGCAUUCUGGGGACUGUAUUUUUUUCCAUUUUCAUAUGAUGCUGAUAAAUAAAGGACCAAAAGGAGGCUACGAUCAUUUUGGAAAUUAAUCGGACCCUUCAGAAAGAAAUCAGAAAGGAUUGGUUAAGGUAACCUCACUUAGAAUAUAGGGCUAAAAAGAGAAGGAACAUGAUCCUAAGCUCUGUAAAGAAGAGAAGACAGUGCAGCCUGAAAAACUGAGUUGUUGCUACAAGAAACCUCCUACUGCCAACUGGAACUUGGUGGGAUAUGUUAGCUGUCCAGUCACACUGGAACUGUAUGUUUGAACACUGAAAUUGUUUAUUUAUGUUAUAGUAUCUUUAAAAAAAAAAAAAGCAAAGCACUAACGGGUAGAAAUGUCUUUUGUACUAAAUGUAAAUAAACAGAGAAAGAUGGGGGAAAAAAAGUUUGUAUAAACGUCUGACUGAAAGUG